This is a messenger RNA of Thecamonas trahens ATCC 50062, 1570 nucleotides long. Its product is annotated as succinyl-diaminopimelate desuccinylase. The transcript has 2 exons. Gene Ontology annotation, biological process: proteolysis. The record is from RefSeq and is a predicted model, not a curated record. Bases 29 to 1459 code for a protein of 476 amino acids. Gene Ontology annotation, molecular function: peptidase activity. NCBI's taxonomy places the organism in Eukaryota, Apusomonadida, Apusomonadidae.
CUGAGUAAAGGAGUAAGAAGCAAGGACAAUGAAUACUAUCAACUGCGACCAGGCUUUGGCGUACUGCACGGCCAAGUGGGAUGAGAGCAUCCUGCCUGCGCUGUCGGACUACAUCCGCAUCCCCAACCAGUCGCCCGACUACGACCCCGAGUGGGCGACCAACGGGUACAUGGACCAGGCGGUGGAGUUGAUGGUUGAUUGGGUGAAGCAGCAGGAUGUGGCCGGCAUUGCGCUGGAGGUAGUGAAGGAGGAGGGUCGGACGCCGCUCAUCUUUGCCACCAUCGACGCGUCGCCGGGCGUGGCGUCGGGCGAGACGGUCCUCCUGUACGCACACCUCGACAAGCAGCCGCCGAUGACCGACGACUGGUCGGAUGGCCUUGGCCCGCAUACGCCGGUUGUCCGCGACGGGCGUCUCUUUGGUCGCGGCGGUGCUGACGAUGGCUAUGGCAUCUUUGCCUCGGUCACCGCCAUCAAGGCGCUGCAGGAGCAGGGCAUUCCGCACUCGCGGUGCGUGGUUCUUGUCGAGGCUUCGGAGGAGUCUUCGUCGGUCGACCUCCCAUACUACGUCGACCAGCUUUCGGAGCGCAUCGGGGCCGUCGACUUUGUGGUCUGCCUCGACUCGGGGGCGUCCGACCUAGAGCACCUGUGGUCAACCACCUCGCUCCGCGGCGCCAUCAACGUCAACCUCACCGUCGGCAUCCUCAACGACGGUGUGCACUCGGGUGCGGCGUCGGGCAUUGUCCCGGACUCGUUCCGCAUCGCUCGCAAGCUCGUUGACCGCGUGGAGAACGCCGUCACCGGUGAGGUUCUCGGCGCGGCGUUCCAUGCCGACAUUCCGGCGGCUCGGCUGGAGCAGGCUGCGGCCGCCGGCGCUGCGCUCGGCGACUCGGUCCUGCGCUGUUUCCCGUGGGUCUCCGGCGCCGGCCCGAUGACCACAGAUCCAACUGAGGCCAUCCUGGCUAAGACGUGGAAGCCGACGCUGACGGUGACCGGCGCCGACGGUCUCCCGCCGUCAGCUGUUGCCGGCAACGUUCUCCGCGCGUCGACGACCCUCAAGCUCUCGUUCCGCCUCCCGCCCACCGUUGACUCGGCCGCUGCCGCGCAGUACAUUCGCGACGAGCUCACCCGCGAUCCGCCGUAUGGUGCGGUCGUCACUGUCGACGGCGAUCACGCCGGCUCGGGCUGGAACGCCCCGCCGGAGCCGGCCUGGCAGCUCGAGGCCAUGCACGGCGCCUCGCGCGCCUUCUACGGCAACGACGCCAUGUUCCUCGGCGAGGGCUGGUCCAUUCCCUUUAUGGGCAUGCUCGGCGAGCGCUACCCGAGCGCAGGCUUUAUGGUUGCUGGUGUGCUGGACGGCUCGGCAAACGCGCACGGUCCGGACGAGUCUUUUGAUAUUGGCUUUGCCAAGAAGCUCACCGCCUCGGUCUCGUACAUCCUUGCCUCGCACGCUGCGCGCUGAGAUGGGAGACUUGGCUUUGUAUUGACAUAAGCAAUAGAGCAGCAUCGAACACGUUUGGUGGUAGUAGCCUUGGGUGAUGGUGGGGUGGUGGAGUGGUGGUGGAGAGCGGAU